Molecule: messenger RNA, 2742 nt
Organism: Nematolebias whitei (Rio pearlfish)
Lineage: Eukaryota; Metazoa; Chordata; Actinopteri; Cyprinodontiformes; Rivulidae
Gene: grin1b
Product: glutamate receptor, ionotropic, N-methyl D-aspartate 1b
Exons: 20
Coding region: 1-2742 (913 amino acids)
Biological process (GO): ionotropic glutamate receptor signaling pathway; regulation of membrane potential; chemical synaptic transmission
Cellular component (GO): NMDA selective glutamate receptor complex; plasma membrane; synapse
Molecular function (GO): NMDA glutamate receptor activity
Source: RefSeq, a predicted model, not a curated record
AUGCAUCGCUCUGUCAGCUUGGAGGAGCGCAGCGUCCUGCUGCUCGCCGUGCUGCAGUGCUGCUCGGUGGCGCUGUGCGGCUGCGAGCCUCGCCUGGUCAACGUGGGCGCCGUCCUGAGCCAAAAGCGCUAUGAGCAGGUGUUCAAGGAGGCGGUGCUCCAGGCCAACGCCCUCUACGGCAAGGACAAGUUCAAGAUGAACGCCAUCUCUGUCACGCACAAACCCAACGCCAUCCAGAUGGCGCUGUCCGUCUGCGAGGACCUCAUCUCCAACCAGGUUUACGCCAUCCUGGUCAGUCAUCCUCCGCAGUCCAACGACCACCUGACUCCAACGCCUGUCUCCUACACGGCCGGGUUCUACCGGAUUCCUGUGGUUGGCCUGACGACGCGCAUGUCCAUCUACUCCGACAAGAGCAUCCACCUGUCGUUCCUGAGGACCGUCCCACCGUACUCCCACCAGGCCCAGGUGUGGUUCGACCUGAUGAGGGAGUUCAGGUGGAACCACAUCAUCCUGAUCGUCAGCGACGACCACGAGGGCCGAGCCGCCCAGAAGAGGCUGGAGACGCUGCUGGAGGAGCGCGAGACCAAGGCAGAGAAGGUGCUGCUCUUCAGUCAAGACACCAACCUAACGGCGCUGCUGCUGGAGGCCAAAGACCUGGAGGCCCGAGUCAUCAUCCUGUCAGCCAGUGAGGAUGAAGCAGCAGCCGUGUACAAAGCGGCCCGACAUCUCAACAUGACCGGUUCUGGUUACGUGUGGCUGGUCGGAGAGCGUGAGAUGAACGGCAAAGCUCUGAGCGAAGCUCCGGAUGGCUUGCUGGGCCUCCAGCUGAUUAACGGUAAGAACGAGUCGGCUCACAUCACGGACGCCGUCGCCGUGGUGGCCCAGUCGCUGCAGGAGCUGUUUGAGAAGGAGAACAUCACGGAGCCUCCACGGGGCUGUGUGGGAAACACCAACAUCUGGAGAACCGGGCCGCUCUUCAAACGGGUGCUGAUGUCAUCAAAGUACCCCGACGGCCUGACGGGAAGAAUCGAGUUUAACGAUGAUGGCGACCGGCGCUUCGCCACCUACAGCAUCCUGAACUACCAGCAGAAACCUGGUCGCCUGGUCCAGGUUGGAGUCUUCAACGGAACACAGGUUGUCAUGAACCCUCAGAGGAAAAUCAUUUGGCCUGGAGGAGAGACGGAGAAACCUGUCGGAUACCAGAUGUCAACCAAACUGAAGAUUGUCACGAUCCAUCAGGAGCCAUUUGUUUACGUGAAGCCGACGAAGAGCGACGGCACGUGUAAAGAAGAGUACACGGUCAACGGAGUUCUGAUCAAGAAGGUGAUCUGUACUGGACCCAAUGGGACCAUACCAGGUCAGCCCGUCGUCCCUCAGUGCUGCUACGGUUUCUGCAUUGACCUGCUCAUCAAGCUGGCCAUGAGCAUGAACUUCACCUAUGAGGUUCACCUGGUGGCUGAUGGGAAAUUUGGAACUCAAGAGCGAGUGAACAACAGCAACAAGAAGGAGUGGAACGGGAUGAUGGGGGAGCUGCUGGGGGGCCUGGCCGACAUGAUCGUGGCCCCCCUGACCAUCAACAACGAGCGCGCCCAGUACAUCGAGUUCUCCAAACCCUUCAAGUACCAGGGCCUCACCAUCCUCGUCAAGAAGGAAAUCCCUCGCAGCACUCUGGACUCGUUCAUGCAGCCGUUCCAGAGCACACUGUGGCUGUUAGUCGGCCUGUCGGUCCAUGUGGUGGCAGUGAUGCUUUACCUUUUAGACCGGUUCAGCCCCUUUGGGAGGUUUAAAGUGAACAGUGAAGAAGAAGAAGAAGACGCCCUCACCCUGUCCUCCGCCAUGUGGUUCUCGUGGGGAGUUCUGCUGAACUCUGGGAUCGGAGAAGGGGCUCCCAGGAGCUUCUCUGCCAGGAUCCUGGGGAUGGUGUGGGCAGGCUUCGCUAUGAUCAUCGUAGCAUCGUACACCGCCAACCUGGCAGCCUUCCUGGUGCUGGACCGGCCUGAGGAGCGCAUCACUGGCAUCAAUGACCCCAGGCUGCGUAACCCAUCAGAGAAGUUCAUCUACGCCACAGUGAAGCAGAGCUCGGUGGAUAUCUACUUCAGGCGGCAGGUGGAGCUGAGCACCAUGUACCGGCACAUGGAGAAACACAACUACGAGAGCGCCGCCGAGGCCAUCCAGGCUGUCCGAGACAAUAAGCUGCACGCCUUCAUCUGGGACAGCGCCGUGUUGGAGUUCGAGGCGUCGCAGAAAUGCGAUCUGGUGACGACAGGAGAGCUUUUCUUCCGCUCUGGGUUUGGGAUCGGAAUGAGGAAAGACAGUCCGUGGAAGCAGAACGUUUCUCUGGCUAUUCUCAGUUCUCAUGAGAACGGCUUCAUGGAGGAUCUGGACAAGACUUGGGUUCGAUACCAGGAGUGCGACUCCAGGAGCAACGCGCCCGCCACCCUCACCUUCGAGAACAUGGCAGGUGUGUUCAUGCUGGUGGCGGGCGGCAUCGUCGCAGGAAUCUUCCUCAUCUUCAUCGAGAUCGCGUACAAACGGCACAAAGACGCCCGCAGGAAACAGAUGCAGCUCGCAUUCGCCGCCGUCAACGUUUGGAGGAAGAACCUGCAGGCUGAUUCUCCAGAUCCUCCAGAGUCCUGCAGAUCCUCCAGAGUCCUGCAGAUCCUCCAGAGUCCUGCAGACUCUAGGAAGUCUGACGGGCCGCAGGUCUCAGCGACGCUCAGCUCGAUGCUGCAUCAGGAGUGA